This is a messenger RNA of Clonostachys solani, 1413 nucleotides long. The record is from the annotation of a GenBank genome assembly. Lineage: Eukaryota; Fungi; Ascomycota; Sordariomycetes; Hypocreales; Bionectriaceae.
AUGUCAUCGGAGUUAGGAGAUCAGCCCCAACGGCACCGCGCCCGCGAUGUCCUGCGUCAAGUACUGGAGGAGCUGGGCCUAGCAGCUCUAUAUCGCGCCCCGUUUGACGUGAAACUCCUCUGUCUCCAGCGUUUCGUAAGACUUUACGCUUACGGAGCAACAGCAUUGGUCCUCGUGCCUCUCCUCCAUGAGUUGGGCAUCUCGCAAAGUCACAUCGGUCUGUUCAUGACGUUGACGCUGAUAGGUGACGCGGCCAUCAGCUUGGUGCUUUCCCUCGUGGCUGAUGUCGUGGGCCGACGGGCGAUACUGGUCCUAGGAGCCCUCCUGAUGGUUCUGAGCGGUGUGGUCUUUGCGACGUUUCACAAUUUUUGGCUGCUUCUCCUUGCCGCCAUCGUCGGUGUUAUCAGCGCCAAUGGUAACGAGAUUGGGCCUUUUCGAGCAGUCGAGGAAAGUGCUGUGGCUCAUUUAGUCGAACCCUCGGAUCAUAGUGACCUCUUUGCCUGGCAUUGCGUUCUGGGCUACUCAGGCACGGCUACAGGAAUCGUGACCUGCGGCUGGGUGCUUAACCAUUUACUGCAAGUUCUUUCGUGGUCGGCUCUUGAUGCCUACCGGGCGGUAUUCUACACCUAUGCCAUCCUCGGUCUCGUCAAGGUAGUUUUUGCCCUCUGUAUGACGCAGGCUGUCGAGGCACCAACAGAAAAGGCCAAACAGACUUCUCGGCCGCAAUUGGUCGGUGGCGUUGUUGACGAGGAAUCACCACUUCUUGCUGAACCUUCGGAAGUUCAGACGAGUAAGUCCAAGCUACGACGGUCUUUGAGACCCAAAGUAAGCAGAGAGAGCCUCAGCUUCCUGCCCCUACUCUGCGCGCUCAUUGCUCUGGACAGCUUUGGAAGUGGCCUGGUACCCAUAUCAUGGGUCUCUUACUACUUCCGCACUCGAUUUGAUAUAGCCGACGGACAGCUUGGUUCUAUCUUUUUCUCGGCUAGUAUUUUCAAUGCCGUCUCUACGCUUUUCGCGUCUUCUUUAGCGAAGCGCAUUGGCAAUGUGAAAACAAUGGUUUUCACCCACCUCCCAUCUUCAGUCUUUUUAGCCCUGAUCCCGCUGCCUAACGAGGCGUACUGGGCCAUCAUCUUUCUGAUUCUUAGAUCCUGCAGCCAGUCCAUGGACACUGCACCACGCUCGGCUUUUAUUGCCGGUAUCCUUCUUCCUGGAGAGCGUACUGCUGUAAUAGGAUUCAUCAACGUUUUGAAGACUGUUGCUCAAGGUUUGGGGCCACUGGUUACCGGAGUGUUGGCAGAGAACAAUGCUUUCUGGGUCGCCUUCGUUACGGCAGGCGCGAUUAAGAUAUCUUAUGACUUUGGAAUUUUAGUGUCUUUUAAGAACUACCAGCGGCCCGCUGAUACUGAGGAAUAA